Malania oleifera is the source of this 2250-nucleotide messenger RNA. Its product is annotated as oligopeptide transporter 5-like. The record is from RefSeq and is a predicted model, not a curated record. NCBI's taxonomy places the organism in Eukaryota, Viridiplantae, Streptophyta, Magnoliopsida, Santalales, Ximeniaceae. The transcript is spliced from 7 exons. Gene Ontology annotation, molecular function: oligopeptide transmembrane transporter activity. The coding region runs from base 1 to 2250 and encodes 749 amino acids. Gene Ontology annotation, biological process: transmembrane transport.
AUGGCUGAUUCCAAUGGCGAUGGAGCUCCUCAAUCCAAGAUCACUGAGAAGUUUCAAACCAAAAAAGAGGAGGUGAAUGAUUGCCCGGUUGAGCAAGUGAGGCUGACGGUCCCCAUAACAGAUGACCCAACCCUGCCUGCCCUGACAUUCCGAACAUGGGUUCUUGGACUAAUCUCCUGUGCUCUUCUGGCUUUCCUGAAUCAAUUUUUCGGGUAUCGCACCAACAACUUGUACAUUUCUUCGGUUUCAGCACAAAUUCUUGUCCUUCCCCUCGGGAAGAUAAUGGCUUCAACUCUUCCCAAGAAACGAUUCCGAGUCCCCCUCACAGGGUGGUCAUUUUCCCUGAAUCCGGGACCCUUCAAUCUGAAGGAGCAUGUCUUGAUCACCAUAUUUGCCAACUCGGGAUCAAACAGUGUUUAUGCAGUAAACAUUAUUACCAUUGUGAAGGCUUUCUACCACCGAAAGCUGCAUCCAGUUGCAGCCCUGUUGCUGUCUCUAACAACUCAGAUGCUUGGCUAUGGGUGGGCUGGUUUAUUCAGAAAGUUCCUUGUGGACUCCCCUUACAUGUGGUGGCCCUCAAACCUUGUCCAAGUCUCUCUAUUUAGGGCAUUACAUGAAGUUGAGAAGCGACCUAAGGGAGGACUUACAAGGCUACAAUUCUUCUUCAUGGUCUUCAUAGCAAGCUUUUGCUACUACAUUGUUCCGGGUUUUCUGUUCCCAUCAAUUAGUGCUCUUUCCUUCGUUUGUUGGAUUUGGAAGGACUCAGUCACAGCCCAGCAGAUUGGUUCAGGCAUGAGGGGCAUGGGGAUUGGCUCGUUUGGCCUAGAUUGGUCCACAGUCGCUGGCUUCUUGGGAAGUCCCUUAGCCACCCCUGGCUUCGCCAUCUUAAACAUCCUGAUUGGGUUUGCCUUCACCCUCUAUGUCAUGAUUCCUAUUGCCUACUGGAGCAAUGCAUAUGAAGCUAAGCGAUUCCCAUUCUUCUCCUCAAAUGUGUUUGACUCCACCGGUCAACAUUACAAUCUUUCCCGAAUUCUAAAUCAAGAGACUUUUCAAAUUGAUCAAGCUGGGUAUGAUAAUUACAGCAAAAUCUAUCUUAGUAUCUUUUUUGCCUUCACAUAUGGGUUGAGCUUUGCAACUCUCUCAGCUACCAUCUCACAUGUUGCUCUCUUCCAUGGAAAGACAAUUUGGCAGCUGUGGAGAAAAACAACGGCUGCAGUACGAGAUCAUGUAGGUGAUGUUCACACAAGACUGAUGAAGAACAACUAUGAAGCAGUCCCUCAAUGGUGGUUUCAUAUUAUCCUGAUUUCAAUGCUGGUUCUUUCCUUAGUUGCCUGUGAGGGUUUUGGCAAACAGCUCCAACUCCCAUGGUGGGGAAUCUUGCUGGCUUGUGCCUUGGCUUUGUCUUUCACCUUGCCCAUUGGGAUAAUUAAUGCCACUACAAACCAGGCACCAGGGCUAAAUGUUAUAACAGAACUAGUAAUUGGGUAUCUUUAUCCAGGGAGGCCACUUGCAAAUGUGGCCUUCAAGACCUAUGGCUACAUCAGCAUGUCCCAGGCCCUUAUGUUUCUUGCGGAUUUCAAAUUGGGGCACUACAUGAAAAUCGCCCCCAAAUCCAUGUUUGUUGUUCAGCUGGUGGGAACAGUGGUUGCUUCAGUUGUCUACUUUGGCACUGCCUGGUGGCUUCUUGCUACCAUCCCAAACAUUUGUGAUUCAUCUGUGCUUCCAGAAGGGAGUCCAUGGACAUGCCCUGGAGAUGAAGUUUUCUACGACGCAUCGAUCAUAUGGGGAGUAGUUGGUCCGCUACGAAUGUUCAACAAGUAUGGGGUUUACCCAGAGAUGAACUGGUUCUUCCUGAUCGGCCUUCUCGCCCCUGUUCCAGUAUGGCUGCUUUCCCUUGCAUUACCCAACCAAAAAUGGGUUAAGCUCAUCAACAUGCCGAUUAUUCUUGGAGCUACAAUGAUGAUGCCACCAGCCAGGGCCGUGAAUUAUUUGAUGUGGGGAGCCUUGGGCAUAUUCUUCAACUUCUAUAUUUACAAGAGGUAUAAGGGAUGGUGGGCAAGACAUAACUACAUCCUAUCGGCUGGUUUGGAUGCAGGGAUUGCCUUUAUGGCAAUACUCGUUUACUUCGCUCUCCAAACGAAUAAUAUUAAUGGUCCAGAAUGGUGGGGUCUGGCUACAAGUGACCAUUGUCCACUGGCUUUAUGCCCGACAGCUCCAGGAAUAGCAAUUGAAGGUUGCCCUGUUUUCUGA